Molecule: messenger RNA, 1617 nt
Organism: Nelumbo nucifera (sacred lotus)
Lineage: Eukaryota; Viridiplantae; Streptophyta; Magnoliopsida; Proteales; Nelumbonaceae
Product: putative carboxylesterase 2
Molecular function (GO): hydrolase activity
Source: RefSeq, a predicted model, not a curated record
UUGAACCAUUUAACCCAAACGAACGGGUGACACGCGACCCAAAAGGCAAAAACGGAUCGGCCUCGGGUCGAUUUUUAAAACAUUGAAUGAUAGGAAUCGAAACGAGAUGGGCUUGUUUUGGGCCUGAUUUUCAAUUGCAUCAAGUGUGUUCUUGGGCUUAAGCUUGGCUUCUAGUAGUCAAAGGAAAAAUUCAAAGGGAUGUAUAAUGGGUUACCUCCUAUUGGCUAUUGGAGAGGGGACGGCCCUGAAGCCUGGUUGAACGAUCAUGUCGAUCGACUUCGACCGAGUCUUUCUGCCGGCGACGGUGCGUGUAGCCGUGUAGCUAUGCGGAUCGGAGAGUUGCAAGCCCAACCAUCAAGACAUUGUCGAACGAGGUUGUUCAUUUUGAAGCACGAGUUAUCAUACAAGGACACAUAGGCCCUCUGACCCGGUUCUUCUCCCACCUCCCUCAAUUUCAUAAUGUUAACAAGCUUAGCAUCCAGCUUCCUCCAUCGUCAUCAUCGUCUUCUUCUUGUUCUAAUGGAUGCAAACAAAACUCUUCCUCUUCUUCUUCUUUUUCUUCUUCUUCUUCCUCUGAUUGAUUCAAGCAGCACGUCUCAGCAAAUAGACUAUCAACUUAUUCCAUUUUUUAUAAAAUAUAAAGAUGGGCACGUAAAGAGGCUUAUAGGCAACGACAUCAUCGUGGCAGGAUUGGAUCCCCAAACCGGUGUUUCAACCAAGGAUGUAACCAUCAACACCAAAACCGAAGUAGGUGCCAGGAUCUAUCUCCCCAAAACCACCAACCAACCUGAUCAGAAACUCCCUCUUCUCGUAUACGUUCACGGUGGAGCCUUCAUCGUCGAGACUGCUUUUUCUCCGACCUACCACUUCUACCUCAAUUCCGUGGUAGCUCAAGCCAAUGUGGUUGCUGUGUCGGUAAACUACAGAAGAGCCCCCGAGAACCCUCUCCCGAUCGCCUACGACGACUCAUGGGAGGUCCUCAAGUGGGCCGUCUCCCACUCCACGGACCACCCGGCCGGCGGCCCCGAAGAGCCUUGGUUGAAGGAUCAUGUGGAUUUCGAGCGAGUUUUCUUGGCCGGGGACAGCGCGGGUGCCAACAUCGUCCAUAACCUGGCCAUGCGAGCCGGGGAAGAGGUCAACGAGUUGCCCGGCGGCGUGGAGAUUCUGGGUGCUGCUUUGAUCUGUCCUUACUUUUGGGGGGAAAAAAGGAUUGGGAAUGAGGCACAGACCCCAGAAAAUCUGAGGAUGCUAGCAGACAAGACGUGGCAGAUUGCGUGUCCGACGUCGAAGGGCCUCGAUGACCCACGCAUUAACCCGGAGGCGGAGGGUGCACCCAGCCUGUCGAAAUUAGGGUGCAGUCGGGUGCUGGUGGAGGUGGCAGGAAAAGACGUGCUGAAAGACAGAGGAGUGCUUUACUAUGAUACGCUGGUGAAGAGCGGGUGGAAAGGAAAGGCGGAGCUCAUGGAGUCCGACGGGGAGAAUCACGUUUUCUAUCUCAUGAAUCCCACUACUGAACAUGCCGUGGCCCUGAUGAAACGCUUCACAUCCUUCCUCAACGUCGACACUGAAGAUUAACCAUCCGACUCCUCUGUCUUCUGUCGUUGUUUUGUUUUACUA